CAUCCCAAGGCCCUUCUUCUCCGUCACGUUUCUCAAAUUUGAAACUCCGGGUCAUCUGGAAACAAGGACAUUAAUGGAGGGGACCUCAAACCAGGCUGAUAUGAGAAAGGAAGAAGACAAAAUGAUUUCAAAUUCUCAAAUCAUCUCAUCAUCUCCUAAAGGGUUCAAAGACUGUUCCAUCAACAUGCCCUCUUGGCUCCGAACACACAUUACUGAUCUGGAGGAGAGGAUGAAGGUGUUAACAUUGGGGGUAGAAGAUGAAGAAGUGGGAGACACAUUUGCAGAAAGGGCAGAAUCAUAUUAUCAGAAGCGUCCACAGUUGCUGACACUCUUGCAGGACCUGUACAAUGGCUAUAUCACAUUGUCUGAUCGUUACAUCCAGACAUUGGCCAAACACAAGCACCACCACCACCAUCACCAUAGCAGGCACUCUUCUCAAGUUUCAACCAUUGAAGAUGGCUUUUCAGACCAAGAAGAAGCCAGUGGGAUUAGCGGAAUCAGCCAGGUUGAUUCUGACAUGGAAAGCUCUCUGUCUUUCCACCAGCCUCCUCCUCAAUCCAUUUUCUCUUCCAACACUCCCAUGAUUGACUUCGACUCCAUUGUUGCCGAGCUUGUGAUCAAGAAUGUGGACUAUGAGAUUAUGAUGCACGAGGUUUCUCUGAUGGAGAAGAAGUACUGUGAGUCUUCAAGGAAAAUAGAUCUUCAGAAGAGCCUGCUUGAGGUGUUGGAGUCAGAGAGGCUUGUUCUGUUGAAUGAGAAUGCUAGCUUGGGAUUCAGAGUGAAGGCUUUAGUGGAAGAGAACAAAGGAUUGGCCUCGGAGUCUAUGUUUGUGAAGAGGAAGGCAGGGGAAUUAGCCAAGUGUGUGGUAAAAAUGAGGGAAGAUCAUAGAGUCUUCAUGUUGCAUAGGAAGAUUGAAGAUCUUCAGGCACAGAUCCAUGGGUUGGAGAAGAGGAACAAGGAAUACUACGAGCAGCUUCUGGUAAGAGAUAAUAAUGGACAAGAGCAUGAUAGUGGCUGCCUUGAGAAGAAAGGGAAGAACAGUGAUGGGAUCGCUUUGGAGAUUCGGCUUCAUAUGCAGAGACUGAGUCGAAGGUUCAAGUGGAAGGAAGAUAUUGCAGGGAAGGAUUGUGAGCUGAAGAAAAGUCCUAGUAUGUGGAAAAAAGUUAAGAACAUGGACUUUUUACUCUGUGGAAUGAACCCCACAUGUGCUUGAUGUAACCAAGUUUAUCACAAGUUUAGCUAUGUAUACACAGUUUGGCUCAAGACUAAAUUAUAUGUAGGUUGUUGCUCUUA
Neltuma alba is the source of this 1293-nucleotide messenger RNA. RefSeq names its product kinase-interacting family protein-like. The record is from RefSeq and is a predicted model, not a curated record. NCBI's taxonomy places the organism in Eukaryota, Viridiplantae, Streptophyta, Magnoliopsida, Fabales, Fabaceae. The coding region runs from base 74 to 1213 and encodes 379 amino acids. Gene Ontology annotation, molecular function: actin binding. The transcript has 3 exons.